Molecule: messenger RNA, 3281 nt
Organism: Oryzias latipes (Japanese medaka)
Lineage: Eukaryota; Metazoa; Chordata; Actinopteri; Beloniformes; Adrianichthyidae
Source: RefSeq, a predicted model, not a curated record
AUCGUCUCCUUUGUGAAGACAUUAAAAGAUCAAUAAUGUCCUUUGGCUUGAGCUCCAGGGAUUUAGCAGUAAAUGGACAGAAAAUAUUAAAAUAGUCUCUGUGUCUGUUCGCCCUCUUUGCUUUUAUGAAGGACAUGAGAGGAAGAUGAAGGAAGAAUUCGGACUGGUGUAGCUUCAGGAACUGCCUCUGAAGCAAAUCCAUCAGAUGAUCUCGUUUACAAAAGGUGAACCAUUUCUCUCAGACUCACAUUGGAGGUUUGGAGGGCUGUGAAGCUCCUCCCUUUUCUCCAACACCUCCAACUUCAGACAGAAUAUUGAUGGACCAAAAGAAAAGCUAAAAAGGACACAAGGAAGAGAAGAGAGGCUUUGCUUUAUUUAGAAAAGUAGAAAUAUCUGUUUUCUGUGACUUUCUGGAUCCACUUUUGGAACAAUUGGCUCUAAAAACAUCAGAAUCGACUCUCAGAGUGGGUUUUUGUGCGCCGGCGCUGGUGUUUUCCGUCUCAGAGACAGUGUGAACGUGUAGCGACAGCCGUGAAACCGGCCUCUUCAGGCUUUGACAGGAUCCUGGAUGGAAGCCAAACUUCACAUCAGCUCCGACUCACAACCCUUCGCCAGAAAUGGUCCGAUCUGCCGGGUUCACAGAAAACCACACUGCAUCAGACAGCGGGGAUGUUUUCUGCACCACAGAGCCGGAAAAACAAAUCUAACGAAAUGAGUUUGUGAAGUCAUUCUCAAAUUACUUGAGAUUAUUUUUUGUGCGUAAUUCCAGCUUUUGUUCGAGUUCUUCCAUGUGGAUUUUUUAAAACUUUUAUGUUGUCUUUAAAUCCUUCAGAAUCUUCAUCAAACUCCUGGUGUCCUGCACUCAGGUCCACCACAAAUCCUGAUAAAAAAAUGAUUUAGAUCAAUGUUCUUUGGAGUUUUCAAAAACAACACUUUAAGGCGGCCGUGAAGAUGAAAGAAUACGACUCAAACACCAUCAUGGAGGUCAUGGGACAUCAGGGAGGAAGCUCUGCAGACGUUUACCAAGACGAGCUGCUGCUUCCACACUGAGGUGUUCAGCUGAGAGGACUUUAAGGUUCUGCUCCGUCUGUCAGUGAUCCAUCAAAAGACGUCUGCUCUGCAGCUUUUCUUGUUUUAUUCUGUCAGGAAUUAGAGUUGAGACAUCAGGAGAGUACAUUCUCUACAGAAAGAGCUCUAAGUUUACUGCAAAAACAGUUCAAAAUAUUGAAAAUGUUCUAAUUCAGAUGGAAAACCUACCAAUAGUCUGUGGAGAUCCUCGUGGAUCUGAAGUGUCUGAAGGCCACUUUGGUUUUUGUCUAAACUGUUGAAGAGUUUGAAGAACUUUCAGAUUUGAACUGAAAUCUUCUUCAGACUUUGACCUUAGAGCCCUCCCAGGAAACCAUGGAGCAGUCCUGGAUGCUCCUCGUCCUUUUCUUGGUGUCCAUGGCGCUGCAGACUAUUGGCCAAAGUGGAGAUGAUAAAGGAGGGUCAGGCUUUGACCUCCUCUCAGGAAAUUCCUCGCUGCGUGCUGUCGGCGAUGAGCCUGGCGGCGUGGAAAACGGCCUGGUUGGAGCAGCAUCUCUACCCUCCUCGUCUCUCAGCACUGAGGCUCUGCAGGAACGGUGCUUCAUUCGCUUCAGCACUCGGGCUGCGGCGCCGGCCCAAACGGUUCAGCGAGAGGAGAUGGCCGUCCUGCAGGCCAUUCAGCUCCAAAACAAGGAAGUGAUGGAGCGGUUGGAUCACUUUGUGAAGGCGGAGCUGAGUGAUCAGAGUUAUGAAGACGCGAUAAAGCGAAACAUUGUCGGCAUCCAAGACGACCUCAAAGUCUGCAGCAAAGCGGUGGAGAAGGCUGAGGAGGAUCUGGAGAGGCAGCUAGGAGGAGAAACGCCGGAAUCCAUCACAGUGAUGCAGAAAAUCAGAAAAGGCUCUGCGGCCUUGGAAAGUUUGCUUCAGACUGCAGAGGACGUGGCCAGCAGGUUGGAGGGCUCAUGGCAGAACCUGGAAGCUUCCUUCACCAGGACGAACAUCAGACUCCACCGCUGAAGAUCCGUACCGUGUGUCCACACGGACGUGAACCUUCCCUCAGUCACCUGAUCUUCACAGCAGUGAAACGUUCCAGGCUGAGCUCCUCAUCAGCUGUGAUGUUCAACAGAAACGCUCAGUGGGCAGAAAAAGGCAUUUCCUCUGAACUGUUUCAAAGCCACAACUUCCUACUUUCCAUUCAGGCCUCAUUUGUAGACUCAGGGAGGCCAAACAUGAGCCAGAUGAAUAUUUAUGAAUCCUGGAGGAGGAAAUGGACCGGUACACCGGUUCCAGGGUGAGAAUGGAGGUCAGGAGAGACUCAACAACAUGGAGGGGGGAAGAGCUGCUGCUGGAUUUUUUCCAAACCAAGAAGUUUAAUUAGAAACACAACACCUUGCUGGUUUCAAACAGGAGAAAGUUGUGUGUAAGCAUUUCAGGCUCAUGUUCUGUUUGUCUAGAAUUCAGAUUUUCUGUAACGUUCAUACAAAUAAAGACGUCAAAUGUCGUGUAUGUGUCAGCUUAUCUCUGGGGAAAUAUCCCUUAACAAAAAGUACUACAUCUGAGGUUUAUUUUUAGCAAGUAUACCUGGGUAUGCGCAUACCAAGUGUACUUUGAACCAUACACAGAUAGUGUAAGAAAUAUACUAACUGAAUACUUCUUCAGGCUAAACUGAAACAUUUCAAGUUUACAGAAAGUAGAUAGUUGGCUACAUAAAAAAUAAGCUUCAAGCCUCUUAAUUUUAUUAUAGUCUAUAUACUUAAAGACUUUUUGUAAUAAAAGAAUAGAUAUUUUUGGUGGGGGGUUGAAAUAUCUGUUCUUGAUGGUCACUUUGGGCAAAACACACCACAGAAGUCAAAAAUUCUGACCCCACUGGCAACAAUUCUAUAAAAUAGUUUUUUUUUAAAAAGUCUGUCAGUGGGGACAGAAAAUGGCUGUCAUGGCACCUCUGUCAUCCCCGCCCCUCUGCUCUGCUCCUGACUCCACCAGCUGUGACCAAUUCACCCUCAUCAACUCUGCCCUUCUUAAGGAGACCCAGCUCCACAACUCAUCGCCAGAUCGUUACCCCUUAUGGAUUCCUGCUCGCCAGUGUCACCUGUGUGGAAGUCAGUUCGAGCCCCCCUGCUGUUCUGGAAAUACCACCCUCUGCUAGCCGCGCUACUACCUCCAGCCACGCCUCAAGCUUCGCUCCUCUCUGGAUCACAUUCACGCCAGCAACAUCUUCCUGGAAGGAAAGAAUAAAAACCCUUUCUUACCUCUCA